AUUUAUAGUUGGAAAGAUUGGAAGCACUAGAUUUAUCUUUUUGUUACAUAAUUCAUAUUUACCGUGUAAUUCAAAUCCACAGAUCACGAUCACACAGUCGUUAUGAUCUAUGUUUAAAUGUCAGUGAAAAAUGCAAGGUGAAAUAAAAGUGAAAGUCUUUAAUUUUGAGAGUUUGGUUAUGAAAUCCAAUAUGUCGAAAUGAAGAAACCGAAAAUGUAUGCUGAUCGCAGAUGAUAUUUCAAGUUGUAGUAUAAGUUUCCCAAAUAUUCUCGAGUAAGUCUUCAAACACAUUCAAAAUGUCGCAUUUGUUCCAAGUUUAUGGAAAAAUGUGUGCUACACAUCCUUGGGAAGUAAUUGUAACCAUUAUAACAUUAACAACAUGUUUCUUAACGAUGGAUAAGCCUAAAUACUCCAUAUCAGCAAAAGAAGUAACACCUUGCAGUGGUUGCAUUGAAGAACAUUUUAUCGCUGCCGACGUAAUAGUAAUGACGGUAAUACGAUGCCUUGCAAUACUCUACAGCUAUCACCAGUUCAGAAACCUACAAAAAUUAGGAUCCAAGUACAUCCUGGCAUUCGCUGGAUUGUUUGUAGUAUUCUCGAGCUUUGUAUUCACCUCAGCUGUUUUGAAGAUACUCCAGAUAGAGCUGGUCGACCUCAAAGAUGCUCUCUUUUUCUUUUUAUUGUUAAUAGAUCUGACAAAAGCAGCUAAACUAGCUCAGUUUGCUCUGACAUCUUCGCACAAGGGCGAGAUUACUGAUAAUAUUGCCAAAGGAGUUUCCGCUUUAGGGCCUACCAUUACCCUGGAUACUGUUGUAGAAACUUUAGUGAUAGGAGUAGGUACUCUGUCAGGAGUACAUCGAUUAGAGAUGCUGUCGUACUUCGCCUGCCUAUCUGUCAUCGUUAACUAUGUAAUAUUUAUGACUUUUUAUCCAGCUUGUUUGUCCUUAAUGCUGGAGCUUGGAAGGGUAUCUGAAAACUACGAGGAGGAACAGACAAAAAUAAGAAACAUGCUUUUAGAGGAGCAUGAGAAAUCUAAUCCUGCUGUACAGCGAGUGAAAGUAAUCAUGUCUCUAGGUUUAAUGGUAGUUCAUAUCCUCAGUCGAUGGUCCGAUAGUGAAGCUAACUCUGUUUUGCACAGUAAAGUGGUCAACUGUACUGAAGAAACUACUUAUGGUUAUUUGAUGAAGCAGUUUGCUCUGAGUGCUGAUCAUAUCGUCAUUCUAAUUCUGCUGAUUACGCUUAUUAUAAAGUUUGUGUUCUUUGAAAAUAGGGAGUCUCUUGCAGAUAACACCGUGCAACAGUCUAAUGAAGCUCUGAUUCAGACAAAUGUUUGUUUAGACAGGCGUCAAAGAACUUAUUCUACUAGCGUACAAGUUCAAACUGAAGGCAGCGUGGAACCUAUAUUUUGCGUUGAAGAAACAAAUUCCAAUUCUGAUCUGGACAGUCUCCGAACUUUACAAGAUUGUUUGGAAAUAUACCGUACAGAUGACGCUAACAAACUAUCUGACAGAGAAAUCAUGAUGCUUGUGGAUACAAAACAUAUUCCUUCGUAUACUCUAGAGAAAGCUGUGAGAAACCCUAUCAGGGGUGUUAAAAUUCGACGAAAAAUUAUUCAGAAUUCCAUACCUUUUCCAGAUGUGUUCACUAGUCUUCCUUAUGAAAAUUAUGAUUACAGCAAGGUUUUAGGCGCUUGCUGUGAGAAUGUGAUAGGAUAUGUUCCAGUGCCUGUUGGAGUUGCUGGUCCUUUGCUCUUGGAUGAUAAGAAGUUUUAUAUACCUUUAGCAACGACUGAAGGCUGUUUGGUGGCCAGUACAAAUAGAGGAUGCCGUGCUGUUGAAAAGGGCGGCAUAAGAAGCCAGGUGGUGGGAGACGGCAUGACAAGAGGCCCUGUCACACGCUUUCCCUCUAUUGUAAAGGCCAGUGAGGCGAUGCUCUGGUUGAAGAAAGACGAAAAUUUCUUCAUAGUAAAAAAAUCUUUUGACUCUACCAGCAGAUUCGCUAAGCUCGAAAAAGUGACCGUCCAUAUAGCUGGUCGCUACCUUUUCAUUCGAUUUGUCGCUCGAACGGGGGAUGCGAUGGGCAUGAAUAUGAUCUCAAAGGGCACCGAAAAAGCCCUGGCAGACCUGACGGACCGUUUUCCUGAUAUGGAAGUGCUCAGUUUGAGCGGAAACAUUUGCACGGACAAGAAGCCAGCCGCCAUCAAUUGGAUAGAGGGGAGAGGGAAAUCCGUCGUCUGCGAAAGCAUAAUUUCGGCUGGAAUCGUUUCUUCCAUUUUAAAAACGAGCACACAGGCUAUGGUGGACUUGAAUAUAUCCAAGAACAUGAUUGGUUCUGCGGUUGCUGGAAGUAUAGGCGGCUUCAAUGCUCAUGCAGCCAACUUAGUCACUGCCAUAUUCAUCGCAACAGGUCAAGAUCCGGCUCAGAAUGUGGCGAGCAGCAAUUGUUUGACUAUCAUGGAGCCCUGGGGGGAAGAUGGCAAGGACCUCUACGUUUCAUGCACGAUGCCCUCCAUAGAGAUUGGCACCGUUGGCGGAGGCACAGUUCUACCAGCUCAAUCAGCCUGCCUGAAGAUGCUCGGUGUUGAAGGACCCAAUAAAGAUGACCCAGGGGCCAACGCAAGACAACUGGCGAGGGUCGUGUGCGGAGCGGUACUCGCAGGCGAGAUCUCUCUCAUGGCCGCUUUGGCCAGCGGUCACUUGGUCAGGAGUCAUUUGAAGUAUAAUAGGUCGUACUCUAGCGGUACUAGUCUCGAUUCCAGUCAAUGUGAUAGAUGAGAAGACUUAGCUGAAAUGGUUAUAUUGAAUUUUACAUGUUAUUUAUUUAUAGGUGCUGAAGGAGUUGUUUUUGCUUCUCAAAGAUUAUUUUUGUGAGAAUGAGUUGUUUUGCUCUUUAUUUUUAGUGAUAAUAUACGAUUUAUUUAUUA
This is a messenger RNA of Leptinotarsa decemlineata (Colorado potato beetle), 2923 nucleotides long. RefSeq names its product 3-hydroxy-3-methylglutaryl-coenzyme A reductase. The record is from RefSeq and is a predicted model, not a curated record. Gene Ontology annotation, molecular function: NADP binding; protein binding; hydroxymethylglutaryl-CoA reductase (NADPH) activity. Gene Ontology annotation, cellular component: peroxisomal membrane; endoplasmic reticulum membrane. Gene Ontology annotation, biological process: coenzyme A metabolic process; isoprenoid biosynthetic process; sterol biosynthetic process. Lineage: Eukaryota; Metazoa; Arthropoda; Insecta; Coleoptera; Chrysomelidae.